Molecule: messenger RNA, 3549 nt
Organism: Aspergillus welwitschiae
Lineage: Eukaryota; Fungi; Ascomycota; Eurotiomycetes; Eurotiales; Aspergillaceae
Product: P-loop containing nucleoside triphosphate hydrolase protein
Exons: 2
Coding region: 1-3549 (1182 amino acids)
Molecular function (GO): 5'-3' DNA helicase activity
Source: RefSeq, a predicted model, not a curated record
AUGAGGUCCAAAAUUUGUGGUGCGAAUCUUGCUCGCAAGCUCGUCCUUGAGUUCGCCGUUCAGCGUGAUUCGGAAAUCGUCCACAAAGCUCUUCUUGAGUUCCACGCUCACGCUCAUGUCACAAAUUAUCAGAUGGAUAACAGGUCUCGAAAGGAGUUCAGGAGAAACCGCCGCCAAGAACAGAAUGAACGAAAAGACGACGUUCCUUUGCAGGACAGUUAUAUCGUUGUGCGGAUCGUGACCAACGGUGGUAUCGGUAUCGGCCUUGACUUCGAUGCUGGAUUCCUUGACGCGGAAGACAGAGAACUGCUCUGGUAUGCUAGACAUCUAGCUUCCAAUUUCAACAAUAAUACUUCCCCGAAGCGUGCCAUCUUCCGCCUGAAUGCGAGAUAUAUCGAGUACGAGGUACAGAACGCCCGCACAAAGCGCAAAACUGAAGAGCAGGAACGUUUCUUUCGCCAGUUUAGUGAUUUCUUUGAGGUGACCCAGCCAAUUCUGGCCCCCUAUAGGGACGUACGUGGAAACCCUAUCACUCAGUGGGGACAACUCGUAAAACGACAGAUCGUCGCAAGCGAAAGCAAUGGUCUCGUGCCAUUCCCCUCUCAAACUUCUUUCGCGACCCGUGAGGAGAACCAGAUUAUCAUGGCGUAUGGCUCAUUUCUCGAAUGGAAACGGGAGUCCGAACUUGCGGAGAAUGUUUCGGAUAAGCAACACAGUGUCUCGUUUUUGGUUGUUAAGCCCUCUACAGUCUUGGCUCUGGUGCGGCUCAAUAUACCAGAGAACCUCGGGAUCGAACACUGGACGCCCCGUGAGAAUACUGCCGUCCAAAUCAAAUUCCGCCCUCCGAACAUGAUGAGGGUCGGGGACGUCAAAUGCAUUGGAGUGAUGAUCCACAACAUCUUCGGCUUGCCUUACGAAGAUGGCGUGCUGUUCUUGAUCCCUGGAGCCAACACAUCAUUCUAUUCUUCAUUUGCUGUAGACGUUGGACAGCGGCCUCGCUUUUAUCCGGCCAAGUUGAAGAUCUCUGUCCCUCAGUCGGGCGCACAGAGGCAACUCGAUGGAAUUAAUCGCUUAUGCACGUCGGAUUCAGAUUCUCAUCUCGAAGCAUUCUCUUAUGUCUCUCUUAAUAGAGAAGCUGGCGCCAGACGCCUGAUAAAUCCGUUUUCCAGCUUGGAUCUGCCGUCUGAAAUUGUGCAGGGUGCGAUAGAGACAGUUCUGCAGUCAGGCAUCGAAUGGUCAGCAAGUCAGAUCGCCUGCAUAAGGUCGAUCACGGCGCUUCCUAACGGUAUUCUUUUAGUCCAAGGAUAUCCCGGCACUGGAAAAACCUUCGUUUUAGUUGCUAUAACGUCAAUUUUAAAGUCCCUGGGGAUCCAUGUCAUAUUUACGGCUCCAAGUCACUAUGCUGCAGACGCCAUUUGCGAUUCUAUGGAUAAAUGGGCAGAAAUUACUGGUACAAAUCUUUGUCCUCUCAGGGUCUACCGCCCCAUCUCUGAAUCGAGAGCGUUCAGAACGCAUGGAAGACCCCGUACAACCAAGGACAGUGAUGAGAAUGCCGUGGAAGAAGAUGCAGAGGAGUUUACCGCAAGCCACCAGGUUCAGACUGAUGCAGAGGAGGACUUCACUCCUGUUUUCAUUCCUCUGGAAAGCCAGAUUCGCAUGACGGAGACUCUUGAUGUGAUCAGGGAGGACAGCGAUAAGAGAUACUACGGCCUCCCAGCGAAGUCCUUGGAAGCACAUGUUUUCCGGUUAGCAUAUACCGAAGGACGACAACUAAUCGACACUUUCCCGUCCGAUGACCAAGUGCUGAAGUCCAAAGGUGAUUUAUUCUCUUCAAUUGAAGACGGUGAUGUCGAACCUGAAGGCGAAGAAGCGGAUAUGCUCGAAUACCUUCGGCAUUACGCUGAGAUGAUCCAAACGCAGACAUUUCGACAACUUGACGACGUUGUCAAGCGGAAGGCCCUUUUGGCUUUCAAAAAGGUAUCUCGGCAGGUUAUCAGAGAGGCUUCUGUUAUCGUCUCCACGAACAACAAUAUGGGGGACCCAAUCAUUGCCUCAAACUUCGGCCAAAAUGCAAAUGGGAUCUUUGUCAUUCGGGACGAAGACACAAAAGAACUAGAGUCAAAUGGUUGGAUCCCAAUUACCAAGCUAAAGGCGGGACCGAGCAUCAAGGGCCUCAUUACCAGUGGCGAUGAGCGGCAACUACGGCCUAUGGUCCUAUCGUUGCAAUCUAAAGAGCGGUAUAACGAGUUCGCCCAGCAGCUCGCCGUUUCCUUUCCUGCGAGGUUAAUAGCCAUGCAUCACCCUGUACAGAAAUUGACUGAACAAUUCCGAUUUCGCCCUUGUUUUUCGAGAUGGCUGAACCACCGGACUUACAACGGAGAGAUGAAGGACCAUCCCUCAACUACCGAGAUCACCGUAAAUGGCAAUUUUUUGACCUCCAUGAGACACGUUCUCGGCGUGGAAAAUGCGAAUAUCGACUUAGGCAACGUCAUUGUCAGUCUAGAUGACGCUUCGUGUGAAGUUGAGGCUGGAACGCACAGUCGCUAUAAUGAUGGCAAUCGACUCUGGGUGUUAAAGCUCGUCCUGGAGAAUUACCGAAACGGUGGGUACAAUGGAAAAGAUGUGACUAUCGUCACACCUUACAUGGCCCAAGUCGUUAGGUACCGUCAGACUCUCUUUGCACUAUCGAAGCGGGGCGGUCUUUUGAAGACAGAGCUCCCGAAGAUAGCUACCACCGACUCGAUGCAAGGAAAGGAGUCAAAGGUAAUCAUCUACGACUGGGUUGUCACUUCCGCAAACACUUUCGCUGAGAUGGGUUUCACGAUCGACAACAACCGCGGCAACGUCGGAACGAGCCGGAUGACGGAGGUGAUGAUAAACGUUCUGCCAGCGCGGGUGGGCUCUGACGCGAAGAGCAUGCCUCAGGGCCCGCAGCGGAACCAUUUGGGCGACAAGAUAAAUAAUGAUGUGCCCUACCCUUGCGCUUUCGCUCAAUGGUACUCGAGUGAAAGGAGUAUCAUUAGCUGCACGUGUCCGACAGAAGAGGAGCUCUUUCAGGGGGUCAGACCUGUGGAAGAGGAGGAAAUCAACUAUGCUCGGGAGACUGUUUCUGAGGAGACUGUUUCUGAGGAGACUGUUUCUGACAAGGCUACUCUGAUGGAGACUGCGUGGAAGUCCCUGACUUCUUGGUGGAAAUACCGAACACCAACUGGUACGUCGGAAUCUGCCGGUUGUAGUACAGAUGUCAAGGAAGCAUCGUCUGAGAAUGCUGGGGCCGUGUAUGUUUCGCCAUCAGUUCAUGAGAUCAGGGACGAAUCUCCAGGUGCGGAAGAUUGGGGUCAUGAAGCGUCCAAUGAACCAUCAUCCGUUCAUGAGAUCAGUGUUGGAAAUCCAGAUGCGGAACCUUUGGUGCAUGAGAUCAGACUCGAGUCCUCAGAUGCGGAAGAUUGGGGUCAUGAAGAGUCCGGGCACGCAUCUUCGGUUACUGAAGCGGAUGGAGAAGAGACGAUUGAACCUCAGGAGACCGUUGAAACCGAGAGUCGGUGGUGA